Molecule: messenger RNA, 2410 nt
Organism: Suricata suricatta (meerkat)
Lineage: Eukaryota; Metazoa; Chordata; Mammalia; Carnivora; Herpestidae
Gene: OGFOD2
Product: 2-oxoglutarate and iron dependent oxygenase domain containing 2
Exons: 7
Coding region: 596-1654 (352 amino acids)
Molecular function (GO): iron ion binding; oxidoreductase activity, acting on paired donors, with incorporation or reduction of molecular oxygen; L-ascorbic acid binding
Source: RefSeq, a predicted model, not a curated record
UUUCGAGAAGACACUUCCCGGGGCCGUCAGCAGCGAAUCUGGAGACUGGCGGAGGCUCGAGCAGGGCCGGGCAGGGACCCGGGCAGAGUGCUGCACCCAAGUUCAGACGCACAGAACCGGAUAGUUGGUAGUUGGGGAGAACGAGACCAGACCCCAGAACUCCUCUGUCCUCCUGGCAUUGGCUGCCUAUUUAAAAGCGCCGAGCAGAAAAGGAAGGCAGCAUUUAAGCAAAACGGCUUAGGGUUCCAAGUCCCAACUAGUCCCCGGCCAUGUGAAGGUACGGCUCAGUUUGCCUAUCUGUAAAGUGGGGGCAAUUGAUCCCCGCCUCGUGGGCGUGGGAGCUGUGAGGCGCAACGAGAAGACCACACGCUCUGUCCGCCGUGGCCGCUCGUCCCACUCUGACCCCUGGGUGUCUUUCUCCAUCGCCGAUCCGUUUUCUGGGGCCGAGUCUUCGUUCUUUUCUGCACUAGGGAACUCAGAACGGACCCUUGCCUCUUGCCUCCCGUUCCACACCCGUGCCUCUCCUCCCCCCGGCGGGAGGCGUGCCGGGAAGCGCCCCUACCGAACCCGGUUGGGCCGUGCUCGCCUCUUCGCCAUGGCGACGGCUGCGGCCCCGCGGCGCUUCUGCCGCUGCGCCUGCUUUUGCACCGAGAACUUGUACGUGGCGCGCUACCGGCUCCACGUGCGCUUCCGGGGCGAGGAGCAGCUGCGCCGGGACUACGGCCCGAUCCUGCACAGCCGAGGAUGUGUCAGCCCCAAGGACUUCCAGCAGCUGUUAGGAGAGGUGGAGCUGAGAUCCCACCGGGGCCACCCAGCUUCCUCUCUCCGCCUGCCCCUUCCGCUGGUGCCAGGGCUGCUUCUACUCUUCUACCACCCCCUCCCUCAUCUGGGGGGUGGUAACGGGAAGCUUCCUAGCUUGAGCAGGAGGUGCAGCGGCGGCAGCAGCUGGCGCAGGAGUCGGCUGCCAGGAAAGCCCUCAUUUCAAGCUCCUACCACCCCGCGUGGCCGGACAUCUACAACACAUUGCAGGAUGAAGCUCUGGCCCCUGAGUUUCUGGCCGCAGCUGAGUACAGCGCAUCGCCGGGGGCAGACCUCGAAGGCCUUCUCCAGCGGCUGGAGACAGUGUCUGGUGCUGCUGCACGAGCUAGGCCUGGAUGAGCCCCUGGUGACGCCGCUGCGGGAGCGCUUCCUGCAGCCACUGACGGCCCUGCUCUACCCAGACUGCGGCGGCGGCAGCUGGCUCGACAGCCACCGCGCCUUCGUGGUCAAAUACGCACCGGGCCAGGACCGUGAGCUAGGCUGCCACUACGAUAAUGCCGAGCUCACCCUCAACGUGGCCCUUGGCAAGACCUUCACUGGGGGUGCCCUGUACUUCGGGAACCUCUUCCAGGCGCCUUCAGCCCUGGCCCGGCCCCUGGACGUGGAGCACGUGGUGGGCCAGGGCAUCCUGCACCGGGGUGGCCAGCUGCACGGGGCUCGGCCCCUCGGCACUGGCGAGCGCUGGAACCUUGUCAUCUGGCUCCGGGCCUCUGCCGUGCGCAACCGCCUGUGCCCCAUGUGCUGCCGGAAGCCCGAGCUGGUGGACGACGAUGGCUUCGGCGACGGCUUCACUCGCGAGGAGCCUGCCACGGUGGACGUGUGUGCCCUGACCUGAGCCUGGCUGGGCCCCGGGUGGGGACGCAGGGCAGGCGGGGGCUCCGCCCCCUUGGGUUGGGCAGGGCAGGAAUAAACUCCUUGCAGCCCUCAGGCACUUUGUGGUUCAAAAGGACACAGCAGCCUUGGAGUCAUUCUUUCAGCCGUCCCGUUGGCUGAGGUUGGGUGUGUCAGAGCUGGAGCCUGAGAUGAGGCUUCAGGUGCAGGUGGAUUGCGGAGGGAACACCCUCAGAAGGGCGUGAGGGAAGGACUGGACCGGAAGGAGCUGGGCCACCAUGUGGUUUCACGAGGCACCUAGCUUCAGCCCAAUUCCAUGGGGCGCUCUAGGGCAUGAAUGUAGCAUUUGGCCACAGCAUCGGUUACUGGCUCAGAGCCGUGUGAAGGCUGGGGUGGCGGGGAGGGUGGGGAGGUCGUGGUUCCCAGGGGCCCAGGGAAUCUUCCAGAGAGGAGUACAUGUAUGAGUUCGGUGCACUCACCCCCAGCUGUGAUGUCUGGUCUCCGAAGGGGAUCUGCGUAAGCCAUCAACAGGAGCUUCUGGUUGGUGUCCAGCGCUGCUUCCGCAGGGGCUUAAGAGCAGGCACUCUGGAGCCAGACUGCCAGGGCUCAAGUUCUGAUCCUGCCGCCUCCAGCUGUGUGGCUGCAAGUAAGCCACUUGACUGCUUUGUGCUUUAGUUUUCCUUAUCUGGGAAGUGCCUAUCUCCUAAAGCUCUUGUGAGAGUGAAACGAUUUAAUGUAUAUAAAGUGCUUUAUAACAGCC